AUGGGCUCACUCGUAGUCAGGGCAUGCCUUGCCCUCUCCCUCCUUACCUCUAGCUUUUCGUUUCCGCACGGCCCGUCCGCAAGGAAGCUUCGGCAGGCUAGAGACACCCCCGCCCUCGUCCAGCCGAUAUACCGGCCUUUCCCACUCGGGUCGAUCAAGCCGCGGGGAUGGUUCAAAGACCAAUUGACCCUGGAAGGCCUCGGGCUUGCCGGCAACCUGUUCGACUUCUACCGCUUUGUCCGUGAUUCUAUGUGGCUAGGCGGUUCGUCUGAGUAUUCUACUCUUCACGAAUCUUCUCCGUAUUGGUUCAAUGGCCUCGUGCCCCUGGCCUUCGGGUUGGACGAUUCGAGGCUUCAGCGACAGGUCUUCUCAUACCUGGAUUACGUUCUUGACCACCAGCAGAGCGAUGGCUGGUUCGGGCCCGAGACCACCCGUCAGACCCGAGGCUUAUGGGCCCGCUGCUACUUCUUGCUCGGGCUCAUGCAAUAUGCCCAGGCCGAUGCUUUGCUGAGGGAUAGGAUCGUGGAUUCCAUGCAUCGAUAUGUCCAGCUCGCUCACAGCAUGCUGAAAGACAACUUCACUGGCCUAAUCCCUAAACAGGGUGACGAAUUCGAUGGGAGCGGAUGGGGCCCUAUGAGGGCCCAUGAGAUGCAUAUCCCGCUUCAAUGGCUGUACGAAGAGCAUCCUAGAAACAACUCGCAGAUCAUCUGGGAGACCCUGGAGCUCAUGAUUGAAGGAAGCGCAAAAGCUGGCGCCGACUGGAGAACGUAUUGGGUAAAAGGAGUAUACCCAGAGGUCAUAUACGACCCCCAACACCCACCCUAUCAUAGAUUAUUCAAUCACGGUGUCAACGUGGCAGAAGGCCUUCGCUAUCCUCUGGCGAUAUACCGCAUGACCCACGAUGAUUCAUUAAGGACGCAGACCAGGACCGCGGUAGAUCUGCUAGCACAGUACCACAAAUCCUUGGCCGGCACGAUCAUCGCGGACGAAUUUGUCACCGACCUGAACCCAAGCCGAGGCGCAGAAUUGUGCACAGCUGCGGAGUUGGCAUUCUCUAUGGCUUACAUUUAUCAGUACCUAGGCGACAACGAUUUGGCAGACUGGGCCGAACAGGUCACAUUCAACGCCGUGCCGGCGUCCAUCUUCCCAGACUGGUGGUCACACCAAUAUGUGCAGCAGGAGAACCAGCCCUGGUCCCGCAAUCUGUCCGUAUAUCCCGAGAUGUGGUCGAAUGUGGGUUCUCACGGGAAUGUAUUUGGACUAGAACCUGACUACCCCUGCUGUACCGUGAAUCACCCUCAAGCCUACCCUAAGUUCCUCGCAAAUUCGUUUGCUCUUACUGAGGACGGUGGGAUCGCUCAUAUUCUGCUCUCACCCGGAAGCGUCGCUACUUCGCUAGGAAGCAACCAAGUGAAGAUUGAUGUCGAUACGGCCUACCCAUUCGGACACAGUCUAAGAUACACGAUAACGGCGAAUGACGAAUUCACGUUCUACGUGCGGAUCCCGGGCUGGGCUGACGACAAGUCGAGCACCAUUAUCGGGGGUACAUACGAACAGCCCCAGCCUCUCUCGCCGUCGGAUAAGGGGCUCCAGAAGGUCCGGGUCGGCAAAGGUCUGAGCUCCUUAACCGUCAACCUGGAUACGCAGCCGCGUGUAGUCACCCGGGCAAACAACACAGCGGCCGUGUACUACGGCGCGUUGCUGUACAGCCUCGCUAUCGACACGCGCGUGACCGAGGUGCCGUUGGUCGCGUAUGACGGUGGGGAGGUCCCGUUCUCGAGCACGACACCCCAUACGCAUGACCACGAGAUCGAGCCGACGAGCACGUGGAACGUGGCCAUAGACCCGUCGCAGAUCAAGGUGGUACGCGCCAGAAACGCGGGCCAAAACGGCGACGGCGACGCCGCGGCCCCGGACGCGCCCCUGAGCAACCCAGUCUGGGACAUCGGCGGCUCGCCUGUCGAGCUCCGCGUCGCAGCCGUCGAGAUCGACUGGCCGCUCGCGUUCGACUCGGCGGCGGACCCACCCCUGGAGCCUAGAGUGACGGGGAAACCGUUCGCCGCGCGCUUCGUACCCUUCGGCAGCGCCAAGAUCCACAUGGCGCACCUGCCGGUCGUCCAGCUCGCCAAGGUGGACCUGGACGCGGCGGAGAAGGAAGGGGGGAGGUGA
Molecule: messenger RNA, 2169 nt
Organism: Durotheca rogersii
Lineage: Eukaryota; Fungi; Ascomycota; Sordariomycetes; Xylariales; Xylariaceae
Exons: 6
Coding region: 1-2169 (722 amino acids)
Biological process (GO): carbohydrate metabolic process
Source: RefSeq, a predicted model, not a curated record